This is a messenger RNA of Dothidotthia symphoricarpi CBS 119687, 1110 nucleotides long. RefSeq lists its product as uncharacterized. The record is from RefSeq and is a predicted model, not a curated record. The annotation marks the transcript as partial. The transcript has a single exon. Lineage: Eukaryota; Fungi; Ascomycota; Dothideomycetes; Pleosporales; Dothidotthiaceae.
AUGAGGUACUCUAUCAUCUUCGCUACCGCUGUCGCUGCUUCCGAAGCAUACAAAUAUGACAACGACGAUACACUGGGCCCCAGAUCGACCGAGAAAUUUGAAUACGCCACCAUCUACCCUGGGUAUGGCAAGAAUCCCGUCACUAUGACCUCGCAGUAUCAGGCCUUUCCGACGUGUGUCUCUGCCGACAAUGAAAACAAGAAAUGCACCAAAUGGUCCCAGGAUCAAUAUGUAUCCACUGUUAUCAACGACUUCGACGGCAAUAGUGCAACUAUCACCAAGGUCAACGAGAUUGUUACCGUCUACCAUGCCCAGAGCACACGUACCCACACCUCUACCAUCACCCAUAAGUCCAGUGGCGAUGCUGCUGCAACUACGGAAUACAAGUUAUGGCAUGAGCUUUACGAGAAGAUUUACGAGGCUGAAUUCAGUAUGCUUGGCAAGCAUGCUCUUCGUGGCUAUCCUGGAUCUGGUCUUAGCAACAAAGACGAGUACAAGCAGCCAGUACAUGUCAAGGAGUACAAAUAUGGCAAGUGGGAUGAGUACGACUUCAUCCUCGACUACAGUCCCUCUAAGACUGCGAGCAAGAGGGUCGUGGUUCCUACAUCUGAGACCACUACAUACUCGAAGACUGGUGUCUACACUAUUCCCGCCAACGAUGUGACCAUCUAUUAUCCCGUUAUUCAGCCUGCCGAGGCUACUGCUGUUGCUAGGGCAGGAGAAUCAUUCACCUAUGGUGGCGCCUACAUUGACGUCAGAAGUCCUGGUACUGUCAUUGACGCCUAUGGUGCAUAUGAGACGAAGGUCAUUGACAACAAGUUCAAGACGGAGAACAUCCUCAAGUACACCACGUUUUAUGCCUCUACCAUUGGCAGGUACCAUAUGGUGAAGCCUACCACCACGGUUUAUAGUGAGUAUACCGAGGUCAGAUAUCCGACUACUCAGUAUCACGCUCCCGGUGUGUACCACUAUGCGGCUGAGACCAUCACCAUCACCAAACCCAACCAGGCGUACACCUAUAACGGGUACCAACAGAUCGAGACUUACGCAAUCCCCACGGUAACUCCCGCCUAUGAGAAUGGCGAGUAUGCCUUCUACCCCACUUCUACU